Molecule: messenger RNA, 525 nt
Organism: Phytophthora sojae
Lineage: Eukaryota; Oomycota; Peronosporomycetes; Peronosporales; Peronosporaceae
Exons: 1
Coding region: 1-525 (174 amino acids)
Source: RefSeq, a predicted model, not a curated record
AUGUUUCCAGCGCUGGCUUCUGACUCUAGCCUGUUAUUAGUCCUCAAGCUCUGCUUAGCGUCGCUGGUGUUUCGCAGCGAUUUUCUACUGUCCCAACUCCCCGGUACAUCGAUUUUCCGAUCCAAAGAUUUAAGGGAGCAGCUCCGAUCGCGGCUUGUACAAGUAGAUUCUCCGUGGAUGACUGCUACCGGUAUCCCACCUCAGGUGGUCAUGUUUGGGCUACAAGAAGAGAUUCGGGUUACAGUGUGCGCUCUACCAGAAUCUAUGGCUGCUAGAUUUGCUCAAUUACUGGAAGAGAACGGGAUCUGUGGCGGGGGUGUUACUCAGCAGCAGCUCGAAGCAACAUUGCGCCGCGUAAUGGGGGAGAAUAAUCAGACGCAACAGCAAAAUGCUGCAAGUCGACCCGGUGGCGAUGCACCACGCACCACUGUUUACUUCUGGCCAAGCGAUGGUAAAUUGCACACUCUCCCAGAAUCGUUUGAGUUUCCUAGCACUGAUGUGCUACAUGCGUGGCAUUUAUGGUAG